GGAAUACAGUAUUGGGGGUGAGAGAAGGGUUGGAUAGAAGAGGGUCGGGUAUCUGGACAUGCGCAGGGCCGCGGGACUCUUGGUGGGGUAGCGAGGGGAACGGUCCCACGACUGCUCCCAAGGGCCGGAACUCCCAGUGGGGGCGGGACCCCAGGACUCCCAAGCCUGGAGCCUGGGGAGAGGGUGGGCACCUCUGCUCCCGCACACCCGUGCAUGGUGUGUGCGCCAAGCGUCCAGGAGCCACGGCGGUGUCUUCCCUGCGCGUCGUUUACACGUGUGGGGGUAGGCGGCUCCCCGGGACUGAGCUGUGGCCAGGUUUAUGGAGAGGCCCGCCUCUCCCCAGAUGGCAUCGUCGAGCCCUGACUCUCCAUGUUCCUGCGACUGCUUUGUCUCUGUGCCCCCGGCCUCAGCCAUCCCAGCUGUGAUCUUUGCCAAGAACUCGGACCGACCCCGGGACGAGGUGCAGGAGGUGGUGUUUGUCCCCGCAGGCUCUCACACUCCUGGGAGCCGGCUCCAGUGCACAUACAUUGAAGUGGAACAGGUGUCGAAGACGCACGCUGUGAUUCUGAGCCGUCCUUCUUGGCUAUGGGGGGCUGAGAUGGGCGCCAACGAGCAUGGUGUCUGCAUUGGCAACGAGGCUGUGUGGACGAAGGAGCCAGUUGGGGAGGGGGAAGCCCUGCUGGGCAUGGACCUGCUCAGGCUGGCUUUGGAACGGAGCAGCUCUGCCCAGGAGGCCUUGCAUGUGAUCACAGGCUUACUGGAGCGCUAUGGGCAGGGGGGCAGCUGCCUGGAGGACCCUGCGCCAUUCUCCUACCACAACACCUUCCUGCUGGCUGACCGCACAGAGGCAUGGGUGCUGGAGACAGCUGGGAGGCUCUGGGCUGCACAGAGGAUCCAGGAGGGGGCCCGCAACAUCUCCAACCAGCUGAGCAUUGGCACGGACAUCUCGGUCCAACACCCAGAGCUGCGGAGUCAUGCCCAGGCCAAGGGCUGGUGGGAUGGGCAGGGUGCCUUUGACUUUGCUCAGGUCUUCUCCCUGACCCAGCAGCCUGUGCGAAUGGAGGCUGCCAAGGCCCGCUUCCGGGCAGGGCAGGAGCUGCUGCAGCAAUGGCAAGCUUCCCCUCUACUCCUUGGCAGGGGGCAUCACAGCAGAGGUGAUGAUGGGCAUCCUCAGGGACAAGGAGAGUGGUAUCUGCAUGGACUCGGGAGGCUUUCGCACCACGGCCAGCAUGGUGUCUGUCCUGCCCCAGGAUCCCACACAGCCCUGCGUGCACUUUCUUACCGCCACGCCAGACCCAUCCAGGUCUGUGUUCAAACCUUUCAUCUUUGGGGUGGGGGUGGCCCAGGCCCCCCAGGUGCUAUCCCCCACUUUUGGAGCACAGGACCCUGUUCGGACCCUGCCUCGAUUCCAGACUCGGGUAGAUCGCCGGCACACCCUCUAUCGUGGACACCAGGCAGCCCUGGGGCUGAUGGAGAGUGAUCAGGAUCGAGGGCAGCAGCUCCAGCAGAAACAGCAGGAUCUGGAGCAGGAAGGCCUCAAGGCCACACAGGGGCUGCUGGCCAGUGAGUGGGCCCCAUCCCUCCAGGAGCUGGGCAGCCUCUUCCAGGCCUUCGUGAAGAGGGAGAGCCAGGCUUAUGCAUAAGCUUCAUAGCUUCUGCUGGCCUGGGGUGGGCCCAGAACCCCUCGGACCAACUGCCCUGAGUGGUGGUGAAGUUGGAGCAAUCCCUUCAUGCUCCUUGGCCAUGUUCUGAGCAGCCAGCUUGGCCUUAGCCUUAAUAAAUGUGCUUUAUUUUCUCUUCAGU
This is a messenger RNA of Chlorocebus sabaeus (green monkey), 1803 nucleotides long. The record is from RefSeq and is a predicted model, not a curated record. Lineage: Eukaryota; Metazoa; Chordata; Mammalia; Primates; Cercopithecidae.